Messenger RNA from Sorex araneus (European shrew), 6270 nucleotides. RefSeq names its product neuregulin 3 (gene NRG3). Gene Ontology annotation, biological process: nervous system development; animal organ development; intracellular signal transduction. The transcript has 10 exons. The record is from RefSeq and is a predicted model, not a curated record. Gene Ontology annotation, molecular function: chemorepellent activity. NCBI's taxonomy places the organism in Eukaryota, Metazoa, Chordata, Mammalia, Eulipotyphla, Soricidae. The coding region runs from base 106 to 2289 and encodes 727 amino acids.
CCGCCGCCGCCGCCGCCGCCGGAGCCCGCGCCCGCGCCCGGCCCGCGCGGCCCCAUGCCUCUGGCGCGGCCCUCGGGGGGGCGAAGGUGAAGACCGGCUCCUAGGAUGAGUGAAGGCGCGGCCGCUGCCUCGCCACCUGGAGCCGCUUCGGCAGCCGCCGCCUCGGCCGAGGAGGGCACCGCGGCGGCUGCGGCGGCGGCGGCGGCGGCGGGCGGGGGCCCGGACGGCGGCGGCGGCGGCGGCGGCGAAGGGGCGGCCGAGCCCCCCCGGGAGUUACGCUGUAGCGACUGCAUCGUGUGGAACCGGCAGCAGACGUGGCUGUGCGUGGUGCCUCUGUUCAUCGGCUUCAUCGGCCUGGGGCUCAGCCUCAUGCUCCUCAAAUGGAUCGUGGUGGGCUCCGUCAAGGAAUACGUGCCCACCGACCUGGUGGACUCCAAGGGGAUGGGCCAGGACCCCUUCUUCCUCUCCAAGCCCAGCUCCUUCCCCAAGGCUAUGGAGACCACCACCACCACCACCACCACUUCCACCACGUCCCCUGCCACCCCUUCGGCCGGCGGCGCUGCCUCCUCCAGGACGCCUAACCGGAUAAGCACCCGCCUGACCACCAUCACGCGGGCGCCCACUCGCUUCCCGGGGCACCGGGUGCCCAUUCGGGCCAGCCCGCGCUCCACCACGGCGCGGAACACUGCGGCCCCCCCGACGGUUCUGUCCACCACGGCCCCUUUCUUCAGUAGCAGCACGCCGGGCUCCCGACCCCCAGGGCCUGGGACCCCCAGUACCGAGGCCAUGCCCUCCUGGCCCACUGCGGCAUAUGCUACCUCCUCCUACCUUCACGAUUCUACUCCCUCUUGGACCCUAUCACCCUUCCAGGAUGCUGCCUCCUCUGCUUCCUCCUCUUCCACCACCACCACCACCACUCCAGAAACUAGCACCAGCCCCAAAUUUCAUACCACAACUUAUUCCACUGAGCGGUCUGAACACUUCAAACCCUGCCGAGACAAGGACCUUGCUUACUGUCUCAAUGAUGGCGAGUGCUUUGUGAUUGAAACCCUGACUGGAUCCCACAAACACUGCCGGUGCAAAGAAGGCUACCAAGGAGUCCGCUGUGAUCAGUUUCUACCGAAAACUGAUUCCAUCUUAUCAGAUCCAACAGACCACUUGGGGAUUGAAUUCAUGGAGAGUGAAGAGAUUUAUCAGAGGCAGGUGCUGUCAAUUUCAUGUAUCAUCUUUGGAAUUAUCAUCGUGGGCAUGUUCUGUGCAGCUUUCUACUUCAAGAGCAAGAAACAAGCUAAGAAAAUCCAAGAGCAGCUGAAAGAACCUCAAUGUGGUAAAAGUUACAGCCUUAAAGCAUCCAGUACAAUGGCAAAGUCAGAGAACUUGAUGAAGAAUCAUGUCCAGCUACAAAAUUAUUCAAAGGCGGAAAGGCAUCCUGUGACUGCAUUGGAGAAAAUGAUGGAAUCAAGUUUUGCUGGCCCCCAGUCAUUCCCAGAGAUCCCUUCUCCCGACAGAGGAAGCCAAUCUGUCAAACACCACAGCAGGAGUCUCUCCUCUUGCUGCAGCCCAGGACAAAGGAGCGGUAUGCUCCACAGAAACACUUUCAGAAGGACUCCCCCCUCGCCCCGAAGUAGGCUGAGUGGAAUUGUGGGACCAGCAUAUCAACAACUUGAGGAAUCAAGGAUCCCAGACCAGGAUAUAGUACCUCGUCAAGGGAUAGAGGUCAGGAAGACUAUAUCCCACCUGCCUAUACAGCUGUGGUGUGUUGAAAGAUCCCUGGACUUAAAGUAUGCAUCCAGUGGUUUAAAAUCCCAACAAAAUGCAUCAAUAAAUAUGCAACUGCCUUCAAGAGAGACAAACUCUUAUUAUAAUAGCUUGGAUCAAAAGGACCUGGUGAGAUAUUCAUCCACAAGGGCCAGUUCUGUGCCCAUCAUCCCUUCAGUGGGUCUAGAGGAAACCUGCAUGCAAAUGCCAGGGAUUUCUGAAGUCAAAAGCAUCAAAUGGUGCAAAAACUCCUACUCUGCUGAUAUUGUCAACGUGAGUAUUCCAGUCAGCGAUUGUCUUAUAGCAGAACAACAAGAAGUGAAAAUAUUGCUAGAAACUGUCCAGGAGCAGAUCCGAAUUCUGACUGAUGCCAGACGGUCAGAAGACUACGAACUGGCCAGCGUAGAAAUCGAGGACAGUGCGAGUGAAAACACAGCCUUUCUCCCCCUGAGUCCCACGGCCAAAUCAGAACGAGAGGCACAAUUUGUCUUAAGAAACGAAAUACAAAGAGACUCUGCAUUGACCAAGUGACUUGAAAUGUAGGAAUCUGUGCAUUUUAUGCUUUGCUCAACAGGAAAGAGAGGAAAUUAAAUACAAAUUAUUUAUAUGCAUUAAUUUAAGAGCAUCUACUUAGAAGAAACCAAAUAGUCUAUCGCCCUCAUAUCAUAGUGUUUUUUAACAAAAUAUUUUUUUAAAGGGAAAGAAAUGUUUCCGGAGGGAUAAAGCUUAUGACUAAAGCUUUUGGGUAGAGUUCUGAAUACAAUUUCAGUUAAUUCCAACACCGUCCUUUUUUGGCUCUUCAAAAGAUGUGGGUAAUUCAGACCCGCAGACCCACAGCACGCAUCCUUAUUUUGAAAAGAAAAAUUAAAAAAAAAAAAAAACAACACUGGUGUUACCCAGUUUCUAAGAGACAAGCUCUAAUCUGAGGGUGAACGUGCCAGUGAGCAGACUGCCCUGGUCGUUUGGCUUGUCAAUCCCAACUCCUAAAUUUCUAUUCACUCAACAGCCUCAUUACAGGUUGUGUUAUGUCAACAAAUGUAGUGUUUUCUCUUUAUUUUUUAAAGGAUGGCACAAAGACUCUGGGAAGAAGAGAAGGAUAGGAGCUAGAGGAAAUAAUAAUGGAUAAUCUUAGCUACUUUAAUGUGCCAUCUUCCUCUGAAUUUGGAGGCACAGAAUCCGGAGGGAGUUAUGAAAUUCUUCUCGAAAUAAGACAAGAAAUCACAAUGUUGUGUCAUAGAAUCUUGCUAAUAGAAAUGUUUUCUUUAAGAUUGUUUAGGGGCUCUGAAAGAGCAUUCCUCAGUGGGUGUGUGCCUGUUGGUGUGCCUGUGCAAGUAUGUGUGUGUGUGUGUGUGUGAGAGAGAGAGAGAGAGAGAGAGAGAGAGAGAGAGAGAGAGAGAGAGAGAGUGUGUGUACGUAUGUGCACGUGUGUGUAUGGGCUUGCUCACUAGAGCACUGCUAUGCUGUAUGCAUAUUUGUUUCUUAUGAGUAUGUGUGUGCAUGUGUGUGUGUAUUAAGCUUGCUAAAAUUUGUUCUAAAACAUCAGGGAAUCUAAUAUUCAGAAAAAAAUUUUCCCUCUUAGAUCUGUUCACUUUAAAGUUUUGCGUUAAGUGUAAAGUUCAGUUAGUAAGUUCUAAAAACAAAUCACUUGCAUGGUGGGGUUCUAUGAAACUCUUGACAAAGUCUAGACCAUUUUCUGAUGUGAGUAUUUUUAAGAGGAACAACUAUUGGCCCAUUAAUGAUUAUUACAUGGCAAGUUGAGGAUGUGUGUUUAUUUUGACUCAUGCAAAAUUAACUUAAUUUUACAAGGCAGUUCUCAAAUUGACAGUUACCAUUUGCUUUCUCAUCAUCCUCAUUAUUCUUUCUUUCAUAGCAAGUCUACUAUGUGUGGACCAAAACAUUGGCUUCUGAGGUUAAUAUGAAAAUCAUAAAUUGUUGAAAUCACAAAGCCCAGACCAUUCAGUUCACAGGAAGCCCCUAAAAGAACAAUAAAUUGUGUUGUAUGUUCAUUUGGAAUAAAGCAAUAUUUUUACCACUGCUAAGGUGAACUGAAACUACUCCUGAAUAUUUGUCUGCUUUAUUUACCCUUAUCUUCAUGGGACAUUCAAGAAAUUAGUGUACACAUAGCCAGUCUUUUUCCAAUUAUUGGUGGUGUUGAGUUGUUAUAUUUACACUGUUUUAAAUAAAAAGGCACAGUAUUCGAAAGUAUCAAAAGAUUUCUUUUACUGCAGUUUGGCAAAAACUUGGUUAAAAUGUUCUCUUGGAGAAGUUAUAUUUUACUGAGAGGGAAUAUAAUUGUUUCUGAUUCAACAUUUCCUAUUUGAGUUAAAUUGUUUCUAUUGAAAAUCAUUGAAAAUCACAUUGAAUAUCACUCUUUAAGACCAUUUAUAUUAAUAGACAUAAUACCACAUAGAGAGAAAAAGAACAUUGAGUUUUUAUCAGCACUGUUCAGUGGAAAUAUGGGAUCUCAAGUGAUAAAAACAGCUUGGUAGAUACUCAUUUUAUAUUAAACAAAACAUUUCUGGUAUUAGUUGUUUCAUAAUAGUUUUGUUAUUUUGAAGAUUAUUAGAAUCUUAAAGGUCAUUUUAAUUUUAAUCGUCAAGGAUAUUUUAAUUUACAGGUUUAUGAAAGUCCCAUAAAUUAUGUAUCCAAUGUUACUGUAUGAAAAUUUAUCACAAUUAUUGAACAUUAACUGGAAAAACUACAAUUUUGUUCAAGUCAUUCUCUUUUUCGGGCUAUUUAUUUAACAUAUUAUCUAUUGUUUUAUCUAAAAGAUUCAUUCAGAAUUUACCUAAUUAUAAAGUUACAUGUUCUGUGAUUGUUUGAUUUUCUGUUUGAUUUUCAGUUAUUUACUCUAAACAAUGAAAUAUUGUCAAUCUAACUUAAGUACUGUUAUAAUUAUUUAUUUUUAAAGUAGGGUCAUAUGUAAUUAUAAAUACCAUUGUAUUCUGAAGAGCAUGAACAUUGGAUAAAUCCAAAGGUGGUCAGGUACUAGUUUAGAGAUAUUGAUAUUUUCUAGUUGAUAGUCAAGAAAAGCAAUAUUCAUUGGUCAUUGUAUCCUCUGUGAAAAAAGUUCAAGCUCAAAUGAACAUAUUUGGACAUCAGUUGAUAAAUCUUGAUAGCAAGACUUUCCAAGUUGACUUAACACACAAAUCUCUAGAGCCAUCUGUAUCUCAUCUCCCAAGCUGAUUUGUCUACAGAAAUGAGCUUAUUUCUACAAAACACCUUUGAUUUUUCUCCAUAUCUCUUGUCUUUAUUAUUUGAACAUUUGGAUAUGUAUAAUUAAGUUACAUAUCCAUAUAUCAGUUAUAUAACAGUAUAUUACAGCAGUAUAUAUUUUUUAUAAAAGUAUAUUUUUUUCGUAAAACACAUGUUAUUCUAAUUUGCCACCGACUGCUAUGAAACAAUGUUUAAAACAUUCCAUUUUAAUUUUACUCUUGAGAAAUGAUACAAUGAUGUUGGAGUGUUGGCAUUCAGAUUUUCUUCCUGAUUUUCCUAUGCACAUUAAGUGCUCUGUUUUGUGCUCUAAUCUACCUUUCUCUGUGCUAAAGGACUAAGUAUUUGUAAAUUUAACACAUCUCUCAAUGAAUUACAUCAACUCUAAGUACCAAUAGCAAGCUUUUCUGGAGGAGGAGUAAUGUUAUUUUUAGGACCAAUAGUUUGAUCAUAAUAAUGUGUCAUAUCUACCAAAAUGAAAACAGAAGGACCAAGCUAACUUGGCCGAGAAAAUGUCCACAUGCACUGGGAGAAAAAGAGAGCUUCAAAUCUUAGUGGCGCUUCUGGUGACCCUGGCUAAGGCUGUCCAUACCCAAGUAUUCAUCAGGAUACUUGGGAUGUAUUCAACAGUCACUCACACCUGUCCCACAGUUUGGUGCUAUCUGAAACCAUGACUCCCUCAGUGGGAGGUUUGGUGUUCCUUUUAAUACCAGCCCUAGAGACCAGAAAUUGCUCCCUGAGAUAAGUGCUGUGAAACAAUUCCCAAAAGAGGAUCUAAUAGACCUGGCAACCCAGUAGGAGGGAUGGGAUUUUUAUUUGAUCUUUUGGUAUCCAGAAAUAUUUUAUAUAUAAAGAAAACUUUUUUAUUCUUCUUCAAUUGUAUAUAUUCAGUCGAGUGUAUUCAACGACAGCACAUCUAUGCUGUUUUGUACUUCAGUCUUCAGAAAUUCAGUCUUCAUCCAGCAAAGACCAGCAAAAUGUUUCUGGGCGACUCAGUUUUAAAUGCAUCUCAAUGUGUCAUGGGAAAUGAGGCCUUUAAACAAGCUUUAUCUCUUCCUCGUGUAGUCUUUCUUCCCUUUAAAGAAAUAAAGAGGGCAAAGGAAGAAAUUCAUUUCUUAAGAGCCACGUUAUUCUCUUCUAAUAACCUUAUUUCCUACUGUGACUUGACAUAUACACAUAUACAUAUAUAAACACGUGUAUACAUAAAAUAUAUGUACAUAUUAAAUUUGGGUGUUUGAUUAUUUGCAUAGUUUUAUUUUUGUUUAAUUUAAUAAACAGUCAUGUGAUUGCCUCAUGGAA